Periconia digitata is the source of this 1199-nucleotide messenger RNA. The record is from the annotation of a GenBank genome assembly. Lineage: Eukaryota; Fungi; Ascomycota; Dothideomycetes; Pleosporales; Periconiaceae.
AUGCAUUGCAUUGGUGCAUGCACACCACCCCCACCCAACCUCAAUGGCUGCCAACGCCCAAUCAGUGAACCCUGCAUUGGUAUCAAGCACAUUCUCAUUAAACUCUUGGAGCGUGGGAUAGAAAUUCGUCGGGUAUCCAAACUCGAGCGUGAAGCUGUACACCUUGUUGACGCCCUCGAUGCCCCAAUAUCUGCUAAAAGUGUAGUCGGCCACACCUCCCGACGUGGGAUAGAGUCCUACUCCAGGACCCGCCGUGUAAGGCCGUCCUCCAACCGCGCUCAUGGCUGUCACCGCUUUGGUCGCAACGGUUCGCAGGUUGCUGUCGUCCGUCGAUGGGAUAAACUCUUUGUAAACAUCAUCGCCGACCACCCCGCGUUUGCCAUCAAACUCGGGAUUGAGGAAAUUCUGAUUCGUGUCGUUGCUCUGUCCUUCGUCGUGGCCCCAGGGAUACAGUAUGUCGCCCGUCGCCGAAUGGAUAUCCAUGUAAAAGCGAACAUUCGGAAACUCCUUGUAAAUGGACACGAUGUUUUUGGCCUCCGCUUCAGACUCGGGCGCAGUCCCACGGAAGGUUUGAGAGCUUGGAGACGUCGAGGCCGGGUUCGCCGAGGGAUCAAAGUACUUUUGGAAAUCCCAGAGGAAAUCGAAAUUGCGAUUGAUGUCGACCCCAGUGGCACUUCCGUUGCCGGACGCAGUGUUUCUGUUCUUGCGCCAUAGAGAUCCCGUCUCCUGAUCGUACGCGACUCCAUCAGGGUUGACUAGGGGAAAGAACACAAUCCCAGCUUCGAGGAUACUCACCACCUGGUCAUUGGUGUAUGAUUUUUCACCGUACGUCAGGCCAAUCCCCGAUUUAUUCGCUGCUAGCAGGUCGGAUACCCAGUAUAUCAACUGAUCGGGUCCUCCUCGUUCGCGGGCAUGAGAUCCUGCAGUAAGAUAUAGAUGAUAGUUCGAUUUGUUUGAACCACCGCCAACAUAGCCAGCGAACUGUGUGACCCCUUCGAACGUUUUGUGUGGUAGGUCGACGACCGAGACAGAAUCGUAUGCGUUUACCAGACCUCUGACAGCGGUGCUGAUUUCUCCAAUAUUCAAGAGGGUUUCUAUACUUGCCUGAGUUCGCGGAGAAAAUGUUAAUAAACAAAAUUUUUGGCAGUGGGAUGUUGCACGCGGGAAAUACAUACUCCUGCCUCCUUCGUGCCUAGGCC